CAAAGUGGAGUACCGUAAUUGUCUAAACUUCAUCUCUUGAUAUUUAAUAUUACCUUUUCGUUUUUCUGUGAAAGAUGGUCUUUAAUUUCCUUCAUGAAGAAUACAAAACGCUUUGCGUGUGAAUCAAGGAGGCACUCACAAAGAUGAACUCUUUGGACAGCUUUUGUGGGAUUGAAAAUGGUWCUUUCAAAGUUUGGAACUCGGAAACAAAGAAUUUUGGAUCAUGUUUUGUACUUCUAGCCUUAGUAUGCCCUGCAAAUGGUAUUUUGCUAUUUCUAAGUGCCUAUUAUUCAGGGAAAAAGACUUUGAACAUACCUAACACAGAAGUACCAUUGCUUGCAAAAGUGCGAAUUUUUACUUCCUGUAUAGUUGCUUUGGAGUCUUUGAUAGAAAUAGCUUGCAUAUUACUCGUUCAACCAUGGCAUCCAGCAUUUGUACUCCUUACAGAUUCAAUUAUAGCUGUAACAUGGAUAUUUAACUCUGCUGCUUUGUGGAGGAUUCGUAUAAGAUUUUUAACUCAAAAGUGUCUGCCUAAAGCUCUUUUGAUUGGGACUUUUCUUGUUUUGCUGACGUCCAUUUUUCACUCAUACUCUGUUAUAUAUGCAAUCCUUACUGAUGCAUCAACUCAUGCAGUUAAUGAUUAUGGUGCAAUUGCAAGGUCAGGACUACAAAUAAUCUACCUUAUGACUCUUGUAAAUUGUGGCGUGAAUGAUAAUUCAUCUAGAAACUCCUUACUGCAAGUAAAUGCUCCUGGAAUUCAAGCUGGCGAUGGCGCAGAGCAUGAUAAAUUACUCAGGUCAAUCUCCCAGGGUACAUACUACAGUAGUAUUCAAUGUGUAUCAGAUGACUUGGGUGUUGCAGAAGAUCCGUAUAACCCACUUUCAAAAUUAUGCUUUUGGUGGGUGAGGCAUUUAAUGUUAAAAGGSUUCAAAGGAAAAAUCCAAAGAGAAGAAGAUUUAUUUAUGCUUCCAAAGAGUCUAAGAACAUCACACAUACAAGAUAUUUUUCUUAAAGAAUUUUACUUGAACCCAAUAGAACUCCCUGAGCCAAGAACACCAGCCUCAAGCAUAACAAGUUGUUCUACAGAUUUUGACGACCAUAGUUCRAAUGUAGAUGUCAAGUUCUCUGGGGGUGGUAGUGAUGAUGUUUUUGGUAUUAGUGGUAGUGUACAGAGACGUUUGUUGUCAGCUCUUCAUCAUGCUUUUGGAUGUCAGUAUUAUUGUUUGGGUAUCUUGAAGCUAUUGGGUGAUGCCCUUGGAUUUGCUGGUCCUUUGCUUCUACAUGCAUUGGUUUCAUUCAUAGAGAAUAAAAAGGAGCCAAUGUCCCAUGGUUAUUACUAUGCAACUGGUUUGCUGUUAUCUACAUUGUUUUGUGCCUUCAUAAAUGCUCACUUCAGCUAUUGGGUUAAUAAAGUUGGUUUAAAGAUGAGAGCAGCUAUCAUUACAACAGUUUAUCAGAAGGCUCUUUCAGUCAGUAGUGCUUCACUUGCUAAAUUCUCAACUGGAGAGGUUGUCAACUUCAUGAGUACAGAUACCGACAGAGUUGUGAACUUUUGUCCAAGUUUCCAUCAAUUCUGGAGCCUUCCAUUCCAAGUUGCAGUAUCAUUGUAUUUACUGCAUCAACAGGUUGGUCUUGCAUUUCUAGCAGGUCUAGCAUUUGCUAUCAUUGUUAUUCCUAUCAACCGAUGGCUUGCAAUCAAAAUCCAGGAACUUAGUAAAGACAUGAUGACAAAGAAGGACAGUAGAGUUAAGAUGAUGAAUGAAAUCUUGUAUGGAAUCAGAGUCAUUAAAUUCUAUGCCUGGGAGAGGAAAUUUGAGGAAAAGAUCAAUGAUAUCAGGUCAGAAGAGCUAAAGAGUCUUAAGGGUCGUAAGUACCUGGAUGCAUGGUGUGUGUACUUCUGGGCCACCACACCAGUGAUCAUAUCUAUACUGACUUUCACUACAUAUGCACUCAUGGGCAACAGACUCACUGCUGCUAAGGUAUUUACCAGUGUAGCAUUGUUCAACAUGCUGAUCUCUCCUUUGAAUGCAUUUCCAUGGGUUUUGAAUGGACUCAUGGAGGCCUGGGUGUCGAUCAAAAGACUCCAGGCUUUCCUAGAGUUACGAGACCUGGAUCUUAGUUCCUACUACUCAGAUAUGAACGAUAAAGACCUCAGACAAACAGAUGUUAAGAUCAGUAAUGGUCAGUUUUCAUGGAGAAAUUCUGCAUUUGAAGAGAGUAAAAGCGAUUUCCAAGAGGCUCCUGAGAUAUCAAGCUCAUUGGGAUGUUUAUCYGACAUUAAUGUCACACUUAACAAGGGACAACUGGUUGGUGUAAUAGGCACCGUAGGAUCUGGUAAAAGCUCUUUAUUAUCAGCCAUCACAGCAGAAAUGGAAAAAACGGCUGGACAGAUAUAUGCGUCAAGUUUGGAUAGGGGGUUUGGACUUGCAUCACAGGAGCCUUGGAUUCAGCAUGCUACUGUCAAAGAGAAUAUCUUGUUUGGUCUGCCAUUUGACGUGGAAAAAUACAGUGCUGUGAUUGAUGUUUGUGCAUUGGGAGAGGAUUUGUUGAUGCUGCCCGCUGGAGACGAAACAGAAGUCGGAGAGAAUGGCGUGACACUAAGCGGAGGGCAGARGGCAAGAGUGGCUCUAGCAAGAGCAGUUUAUCAGGAUAAAGAUGUAUAUCUUCUAGACGAUCCACUAGCAGCAGUAGAUUCGCACGUUGCAGCACACCUAUUUCAACACUGUAUUCUGGGACUUCUACGUCACAAGACCGUCAUCCUUUGCACGCAUCACAUCAAAUACCUCAAAGAUGCUGAUCAUGUGAUCGUUAUGGAUAAUGGCAUCAUUACCCAUCAAGGGCCCCCAACUGAAAUUCUAACCAAAGAGACGUUGAUAUCACAAUUAUCACGUGAUAGCAUAAUCACUGACGAUGACUCUGAUGCCCAAUCAGAUUUUGAUGAGAAAACACCAGCAGAAGGAGAAGAGGAUGGCGGGCUUGUCUCCGAAGAGAAGAAAGACGAGGGUGCGGUCAAACUCCACGUGUACGGAUCAUACUGGGUUUCUAUUGGACAUUGCUUAGCUGUCAGUAUAUUGGUGUCUCUUCUGCUAAUGCAAGCUUCUCGGAAUCUUAGCGACUGGUGGCUAGCAUACUGGAUAUCUCACACAAAAACCCAUCAUAAUACCACCACUCAAUACUCAACAACCAUCUCUGAUGCCGAAAUACCAAACAAUGUGUUAGGUGGCGUUCACAUCGUUAAGGGAACCGUCACAUUCUAUCUUAUUGUGUAUGCAGGAUUUGCUGUCAGUAACACGAUAUUCACUCUGUUUCGUGCGUUUCUGUUCGCCUAUGGAGGAGUUAAAGCUGCUCGGGUUCUCCACCAUCGACUUCUAACAACAAUUUUGGCAGCACCURUAUCAUUUUUUGAUGUCACACCGAUUGGAAGGAUAGUCAACAGGUUUUCUUCUGACAUGUACUCCAUUGAUGACAGUCUUCCUUUCAUCCUCAAUAUUUUCCUUGCCCAGGCGUACGGCGUGUUAGGAACAAUAGUUAUAACAUGCUAUGGUUUGCCGUGGCUGACUAUCUUGUUAGUACCACUGGCAUUGAUUUACUACUACAUACAGAACUACUAUCGAAAAACKUCAAGGGAACUCAAGAGGUUAAUGUCGGUGACACUAUCCCCGAUUUACGCUCAUUUCUCAGAGACUCUUACUGGACUGAGCACCAUUCGAGCAUUGCGUGACAUGCAUCGAUUYCAGUUCUUAAACAUGAACAAACUGGAGMUCAACCAGAGAGCGAACUUUUGCGCAAUGGCUGCYUCACAGUGGUUGAGCCUGCGAUUACAGUUCCUCGGUGUUGCUAUGGUAACAGGGGUAGCAUUCAUAGCGGUUUUAGAACACCAUUUCAGUUUUGGAUCUGUUGAUCCAGGUCUUGUUGGGCUAGCUAUAUCUUACGCGCUAUCAGUGACAGACCGUCUCUCAGGGAUGGUGACGUCAUUCACUGAGACCGAGAAACAAAUGGUCAGCGUCGAACGGGCUGUCGAGUACAUCGAGGACAUCCCGUGUGAGCGAUCGGGACAUACUAAGAUCUCUCCAUUCUGGCCAAGCAUAGGGCAACUUACCUUCCAUAAUGUUGUUUUAGUGUACAGACGUGGUCUUCCACCAGCUUUACGUAAUGUUUCAUUUCAAAUUAAAGGAGGAGAGAAGGUAAAGGUUGUUAGCCGAGGAAAACUUAUUUGUUGAAAAAACGUUUUCAGG
This is a messenger RNA of Exaiptasia diaphana, 4235 nucleotides long. RefSeq names its product multidrug resistance-associated protein 7. The transcript is spliced from 23 exons. Lineage: Eukaryota; Metazoa; Cnidaria; Anthozoa; Actiniaria; Aiptasiidae. Bases 144 to 4220 code for a protein of 1358 amino acids. Gene Ontology annotation, biological process: transmembrane transport. Gene Ontology annotation, molecular function: ATP hydrolysis activity; ATP binding; ABC-type transporter activity. Gene Ontology annotation, cellular component: membrane. The record is from RefSeq and is a predicted model, not a curated record.